AUCGCAGAUGAAGAUGACGUGCACAAGUGCGGCCGCUGCCAGUCGGAGUUCACCUCCUUGGAAGAGUUCGUGCAACACAAGUUACAAAAGGUCUGCCAGCGAGCUCCAGAAGCUCUCGCUGCUGCCUCAGCGGGUCUCGUCAGCCGAGAAGUUGUUCCGUCCGUCGAGGAGUCGAUCACUGUCGCUCAUAUAGUUGUUGAAGCGUCUUCGAUAGCAGAGGAAAUCAGCAGCGCGUCUGCUAUAGUAGGUAGCGGGCACAUCAAGGGAGUAAUUGUGGCAGGAGACCAUGUGUUUGAAAACCCAAAUGGUCCUGCUGCCGGGGAAGUCCCCGAAGAGCAAGGCAACCCUGACGAUCAGGAGCAGGAUGUUUCCACAGAACUGAUAAAGGUGAAGCUGCUGGUUAACAAAGAAGGGCGAUACGUGUGUGAGCUGUGCCAGAAGACCUUUAAAACAGCCAGCAUCCUCAAAGCUCACAUGAUCACGCACAGCAGCAGGAAGGACUAUGAAUGCAAACUCUGUGGAACUUCCUUCAGGACAAAAGGGUCUCUGAUUCGGCACUACCGGUGUCACACGGAUGAAAGGCCUUACAAAUGCAAGAAAUGCGGGAAAAGCUUCCGGGAGUCAGGAGCUUUGACUCGGCACCUGAAAUCUCUGACGCCUUGCACCGAAAAAAUCCGCUUGAACAUGAACAAAGAAAUAGUGGUUAAUAAGGAUGAUUUGCCAACAGGAUCCUGUAGCUCAACCACAGACACCGUUUCAUCAAUAGCAAGUGAAUCCAUCGAGACCUUGCCCGUCAUUCAUCUCGUGACGGAUGCGAAAGGCAACGUCCUUCACGAAGUCCACGUCCAAAUGCAGGAACUUCCCGUCGUAGAUGCGAAACCCCUGGACCAAGAGCAGCCGAAUCCUGAGGAGCUGCCGUGUGAGGGGGAAGUGAACAGCGAGAACCUGCUGCGGCAGGCCAUGAGGAAUUCGGGGAUUGUGAUCGAGAGAGUCGCUGUGGAGGAGAUGCAAAAGCCAGACGAAGCUGCUGUAGCUGCCACAGAAGAGCUAGAAAAUGAAGUGGUGGAAGCAGAAGAGGAGCCGUGUGCGGAACAGUGUGUUAAAGUCGAACAAGCGGAGUCUGUACAUGCAGAAAGAACAAAUGGGUCCAAAAGUUACGUUUGCUCUCAGUGUAAUGAAGCCUUCAGUGAAACUGCUUCCCUCGAAACACACAUCAAAGGUCAUUUAGCUUACAAGCCUUUUAAGUGCGAGGAGUGCGGCAAAGAGUUCACCAAGGGCUACCUGCUGAAGAAGCACCAAGAGGUGCACGUGAACGAGCGGCGCUUCCGCUGCGGCGAGUGUGGCAAGCUCUACAAGACCAUUGCCCACGUGAAGGGGCAUCGCAGGGUGCACUCUGACGAGCGGCCGUACUCCUGCCCCAAGUGUGGCAAGCGGUACAAGACCAAGAACGCCCAGCAAGUUCAUUUCCGGACGCAUUUGGAGGAUAAGCCCUACGUGUGCCAGUACUGCAGCCGGGGCUUUCGGGAAAAGGGCUCGCUGGUGCGACACAUCCGGCACCACACGGGGGAAAAACCUUUCAAGUGUUACCGGUGCGGGCGAGGCUUUGCAGAGCACGGCACUCUCAACAGGCACUUAAAAACCAAAGGUGGCUGCCUCCUUGCUUUGAAAGAGGUGGAAGAAGUGAUGGUGUCUGAGGAAAGCCAGUCAGCGGACAACUUGGCUGCGACGGUCAUUUCUGAAGAUCCUCACACUGUGUUGGUGGAGUUUUCUUCGGUGGUGGCAGACACUCAGGAAUACAUCAUCGAGACUGCUACGGAAGACAUGGAGACCAGCGAAGCUACUGAAAUAAUAGAGGGAACAAGACAUGAGGUUGACAGCCACAUUAUGAAGGUUGUGCAGCAAAUAGUAAAUCACGCAAACUCCGGUCACCAGAUCAUCGUACAAAACGUCACUGUGGCAGAAAAUUCGGAAGUAAGCACCGACGCCGCGGACACCAUCACCAUCGCGACCCCCGAAAGCCUGACGGAGCAGGUGGCUAUGACGCUGGCCUCCGCCAUCGGCGAAGGAGCGGUGCUCACAACGGAGGGGAGCAUCGAGACGGAAGAAGCGACGGUGACGAUGGUGGCAUCCGAGGACAUUGAAAUAAUGGAACACACAGGAGAGUUUGUGAUUUCCUCCCAGGAGGGGGAGGUGGAAGUCCAGACUGUGAUUGUGUAACGAACAGCAUGCAGCUAGUGACAGAUGUCCACGUAAAACCUGACAGUUUUUCUCCAGUUUGGGGAAUCUGAUCAGUUUGCUGUUACAAUUGUUCAGCGAGCAAGGGCGAGAAUGCUUCUGCAGGUAAGUGGCUGAGCAGGAUGGUACAGCCCUGAGAUGUUUUCUAUUUAAAAUGGGAAUAACAGCAGUUAAAACCUCAUG
Molecule: messenger RNA, 2418 nt
Organism: Apaloderma vittatum (bar-tailed trogon)
Lineage: Eukaryota; Metazoa; Chordata; Aves; Trogoniformes; Trogonidae
Gene: E4F1
Product: E4F transcription factor 1
Exons: 13
Biological process (GO): regulation of transcription by RNA polymerase II
Molecular function (GO): RNA polymerase II cis-regulatory region sequence-specific DNA binding; DNA-binding transcription factor activity
Source: RefSeq, a predicted model, not a curated record